UUGUUGAGAAGCGAAAGCCAGGGCUGGGACUGCGAGGAGACGGACUGCAGAGUGGGUCAGUGACCGCGCGGGGAAUGAAGCCGGGGCCGCGAGCCUACUGUGACUGCGAUGCAGUGACAGCGAGGGGACUGUGACCCAGGUGGAGCUGCUUGUGAGGGCCGCGGCCCAGAGCAGCAAGUGAGGACUCUGACCUCGGACAGCACGAGGCAGAGGCAGGGGCUGCGACGGGACCAUGACUGAUUAAAAGAAGAUGGACACACAGAGUUCAGCUAAAGUCAAUUCGAGGAAAAGGAGGAAAGAGGCACCCGGACCUAAUGGAGCAACAGAGGAAGAUGGAAUUCCUUCAAAAGUGCAACGCUCUGCAGUUGGCUUACGGCAGCCAGCUCCUUUUUCUGAUGAAAUUGAAGUUGACUUUAGUAAGCCCUAUAUCAGGGUAACUAUGGAAGAAGCCUGCAAAGGAACUCCUUGUGAACGGCCUGUGAGAGUUUAUGCAGAUGGAAUAUUUGACUUAUUUCACUCUGGUCAUGCCCGGGCUCUGAUGCAAGCAAAGAACCUUUUCCCUAACACAUACCUCAUUGUGGGAGUCUGCAGUGAUGAGCUAACGCACAACUUCAAAGGCUUCACGGUGAUGAAUGAAAAUGAGCGCUAUGAUGCAGUGCAGCACUGCCGCUACGUGGAUGAGGUGGUAAGGAAUGCACCCUGGACCCUGACACCUGAGUUCCUGGCAGAGCACCGGAUUGAUUUUGUAGCUCACGAUGAUAUCCCUUAUUCUUCUGCGGGUAGUGAUGAUGUUUAUAAGCACAUCAAGGAAGCAGGCAUGUUUGCUCCAACACAGAGGACAGAAGGAAUCUCCACAUCAGACAUCAUCACCAGAAUUGUCCGAGACUAUGAUGUGUAUGCCAGACGAAACCUACAGAGGGGCUACACAGCAAAGGAGCUCAAUGUCAGCUUUAUCAAUGAGAAGAAAUACCACUUACAGGAGCGGGUUGACAAAGUAAAGAAGAAGGUGAAAGAUGUGGAGGAAAAGUCAAAAGAAUUUGUUCAGAAGGUGGAGGAGAAAAGCAUUGACCUCAUUCAGAAGUGGGAGGAGAAGUCCCGAGAAUUCAUCGGAAGUUUCCUGGAAAUGUUUGGUCCAGAAGGAGCACUGAAACAUAUGCUGAAAGAGGGAAAAGGCCGGAUGCUACAGGCCAUCAGUCCUAAGCAGAGUCCCAGCAGCAGCCCUACUCAUGAACGUUCUCCUUCCCCAUCUUUCCGAUGGCCCUUCUCUGGCAAAACGUCCCCAUCUUCUUCCCUAGCAAACCUCUCUAGGCGUAAGGCCGUAGCCUACGAUAUCAGCGAGGAUGAAGACGACUAACCUUUCAUCCUUUUUUCGUCUUCCUACCUCUGUCACAUCACCUUCAGAAGCCCUCUGUUGAAUUCCACAUUGUGAACCCAACACUAAACAUAAGAACAGCUGCAAAGAAAAGACAAAUGGGGCAAGAGGACCUGAGAAUGAGGGAACCAAAAUUACUCGUGCUGUAACACAUCAAUCGCCCACACCAAGGAGGCUGACCACACCUUAGAAGCCUAUUCUGCAUCUAUCCACUCUCCCCAAGGACUUUCCUUUACUGUUUAUGUUCAUGUGAUCUUGACAGGGAAAUUGUCAUUUUUAUUAAUUUUUUUUUAAAUUAGUCUUUCAAAUAUAGUAAGUAGAACUAACUUUUUUGCCCCUAAGGAGUGGGCAGAAGAAGGAAGUGUGCAAUACCUCGAGGCCUUUUCUUCAUGAUACCCUGUAGUGUUUGCCUUCUGUUCUGAAGCAAAAUGGCUUGCCAGGUCCUUAAGUAGUAAGUCAUGUUGAUGGGUAAUUUGGGGGAAUUAUCUUAAUUUUGACUUCCAAAAAAAAGGAAAGAAAAAGCUAAAAGCUGAAUUAAUCACAAAUCCCCUGUCCUGCUAGCAUGUGUGUCAAUAUGUCUGUGGGAAGAAGCUCUGAGCCUAAAUUUUCUUACUCCCUGAGGAGUUUCUUACUGGACCCAGUAGAGUCCGUAAAGAUACCUAUGAAGAUGGAACCAAACAUGUUGUCAAUUGUAGUUUUUCUGUGGCAUUCAUCAUCUCAGAAAAUUCUGUUGCCCAUUUAUUUCAGAGCUCUUGUCAAUUUUUUCCUGCAACUGACCUAUAAACGAAGGAACACUUUGAGGGUUACUAUGAUUGGAGAGGAGAGUGGGACAAAACUCAAUCCCGUACAAAGUCAGUUUAGGUUGAGAUCCUGCUAGAAGUCCCUUAACCCUGCUAUUUCCAGGCUUUCUAGAAAGGAUACUUUAUUAAUGUCUGUGGAUUGAACUUGAUCUGUUGAUCCAUGAUUAUUGUCAUACUGAGUACUUAAAAAGACUUUCACCAAGUAUGCAGGCAAAAUGAUAAUAAGGAAACAUUUUCAUUUCUAAAACAGUUGUCUUAUAUACAUCUCUGCCCCUCUUAAGAAUGUUCUUAAGUAGAGCCAUGGAGUGUCUCUUCUGAAAGCUUCAGCUGGCAGGGACUUCCCUCCACUGCUUCUCCAGAAAGUCGCAAAUGUGGGUUUGAGUUACUAGGAUAUUGUAGGUCCUCCCUUUCCACCUAUGCCUCAUGGCUAUGGUCCCACCUUACCUGUUAGGUUGCCCAGGGGGAAGUCAGUACUUGAAUUUCAAGUCAAAGACUCACCCCAUCACUCAUAAAGGGGUAGAGCUGUAGUGUUUCCUUGGCCCUCGGCGAGGACUAUGAGCAUCUCACAGUUCCUCCCCACUUUCUGGUAGAAGCUUCCCUACUGCCUGAGGGCCCAUGCCUGCCUGCACAGCAGAGUCCAAAAGCCUAAACUCAGAAUUAUUUGGCCUCAAGGUCUCACAGAAGUCCUGUAGCAGAUUCUAAGAAGGAGUCAUUUCAGCAGCCAGAUAGAGGAGGCAGGUGGGAAGUUUACUGUUUGCAUACACUCAGCUCAGGAGACUGAAGAAUAGAGUUUGCAAUGUGAAAGAAAUGAAAAUGAGUCACUGGUAUUGCUGCAGCUGCUUCUGAUAGCUGAGCCAAGACCUGUGUCAGGCAGAAGCUUGGGAGAGAAGGUUGGGGAUAUGAGGAGGUUGAAAAUUGUAAAGAGGAAAAAAUAUGGACACGGAGAACUUUAACCCUUUCUGGUGACCAUUAAUUUAGGCAGUACCAGAGUUAUUCUUAUUUAACUUGUGGUCACACAGCUGGCCAGGCAAUCUCUAGAGUAUCCCUCUGUUUUGGUUCUUCACAGUGCUUUGUUACUGCUUCAGGGUUAUCUUCACUGGUGCUACCUUUAUAGAGCCCACUGUCUUUUAAAUCCUGCUCUACAUCCAUUACCUAAAAUUUUUCCUAAUCAGUUAUAUUUCCCUGAUUUUCUUUGAUUUCCCAAAGCCAUAGCUUCUAGAUGUCUGUCAGCAUGCAUGCACCAGAAGUUGAACCAAUACAGAUUAAACACACACACACACACACACAGAGAGAGAGAGAGAGAGAGAGAGAGAGAGAGAGAGAGACCUCCCUUAACAAUGUUUUAAGAACAAAUGAUAUUUUUAAAUAUUGCCAAUAUAAGUAUUUUUAAAGGUUAUACUUUUCAAAGUAAUAACAAUGAUUUCUUAUAAACUAGAUUAUCACGGAGGUUAAGGAAUCCUUGCUUCUGUUUUCUCAAAAUAAAUUAAUUUGUUUUGGGGAUUACACUAUUAACUGUUAAUUCUCUUUAAAAGAAGAAAGAUUUUCUGUCUGCCGAAGUACUGUUAGCACUCAGUCUGAGGUAAAAACAGAAGCAUUAGGUUUAACACAAGGGAGAUUCAGAUGUGUUCCUUUAGGCUUGUGGUAGGUCUCCCAUCUUUUGGGGAGGUACUGACUGUUUUAAAUCCCAAGAGUUGAUUGGGUGUUUUAUAUAAAGGGUUUUGUAAAGAAAAGAGUGUUGGAAAGAACUACCAGCCUUGGCAUGAAUCAUCUGUGUGAGCCAUGGGGAAGUUUUCCUCAGUUGGAGUUCAGUCUGUCAUUCUCCUGUCUGCUAUUAAUCUGUUUGGAUUUAUUUUAGCUUUUAUCAGUUAGCCAAAUAAAGACAACUUGGUUUUA
This is a messenger RNA of Jaculus jaculus (lesser Egyptian jerboa), 4065 nucleotides long. It is a transcript of the gene Pcyt1a, whose product is annotated as phosphate cytidylyltransferase 1A, choline. The record is from RefSeq and is a predicted model, not a curated record. Gene Ontology annotation, biological process: CDP-choline pathway. The transcript has 9 exons. The coding region runs from base 251 to 1354 and encodes 367 amino acids. Lineage: Eukaryota; Metazoa; Chordata; Mammalia; Rodentia; Dipodidae. Gene Ontology annotation, molecular function: phosphatidylcholine binding; choline-phosphate cytidylyltransferase activity. Gene Ontology annotation, cellular component: endoplasmic reticulum.